AUGAGCGAAGACCCCAGCGAAAAAGCGUUCUUUCCUGACGAGAAAAGGGCGCUAGCUAAUGUGUCUCCUUGUAAGUCUAGUCUUACCCCGUACAAACUUAGGCCACGGGUCGUCAGACUCUUCCGAGAGCUUUUUUCGUGGCCCGCUUUCAAAAAAGCAGGAUCGGCCUUAAUUUUGCUGGCUUUAGCGGUUGGGACGUAUUUUUUACACGGCAAAAGGAUCAGUAAGCCGUUCAUUGUUUUGACAUCAGCCUUUAUGUUCUUGGCUUUGGAGAUUUUUCUAGUAGUUGCAAUAGCGAUUUUGUCUGUCAAAAGAUCGAAAGUUCUGAAUAACCAGCGGAACGAGCUUUGUCGUCUGGUGAUGGCCCACAAACCGGGCUUUGUGCUUUCCAAUUGGGAUAACGUCACCAUUGCCAUGAACGAGUACUUGCGGAGAAAAGAAUUGUGGCACACUUCCUCGUGCUUUCCAAAUGGACGUGCGCUGUACAUCAUUUUCAGGACCGAAGUUUAUUUGCCCUUCAAAAAUAGCAAAUUCGACGAUGAACCAGACGUUGCAUUACUUUCAGACACAGCUAAUGCAUACGAGAGUUCCGCCUGUGAGACUCAAACUCUCAGCGAAAAAACUCAGACUUUAUAUGCAGGAAAUGAAGAACAAAAGCUUCCCGUGGAAGUGUACAGAUCUAAAAUGUCAUGGGCGUUGGCGCUAGCGGCAAAGCCAGCUUUAUUUGGCUGUGUCUACCAUUUUUGCCUAACUUUUUACUACAACUGGUAUUUCAAGCUAGCGGCAGUUGUCGGUCAACUGGCACUGGUGGCACUCUCCUUGUACAAUAAAGUCAAACUUAUUUCCGUGACGCAGGUUGGACAAUUUCUGAAUACAGUCAAGGAUCUCGAGCCUUGGGAAAACAACUCGAGUUGGGACGACAUUGCAAAAGUUUUCAACAGGAUAAUGGGACUGCAAAAGAACAAUUACAUUGCGGCAGAUUUCUUUUACGACGGAGAAGAUAGUCGUCGUUGCUUUGAGUCGAUCCUUAAGGGCAUUAUUUCAGGCUCAAGAAAAAUGCCAGAAUUUAUGUCUCUUGCGAAUGAGCUACAGGCGGCUUGUGGUUUGGAUGUUGCAGAAAGUGCUUGA
This is a messenger RNA of Lachancea sp. 'fantastica', 1128 nucleotides long. The record is from the annotation of a GenBank genome assembly. NCBI's taxonomy places the organism in Eukaryota, Fungi, Ascomycota, Saccharomycetes, Saccharomycetales, Saccharomycetaceae.